Molecule: messenger RNA, 1229 nt
Organism: Dacryopinax primogenitus
Lineage: Eukaryota; Fungi; Basidiomycota; Dacrymycetes; Dacrymycetales; Dacrymycetaceae
Product: Isocitrate/isopropylmalate dehydrogenase
Exons: 7
Coding region: 40-1128 (362 amino acids)
Biological process (GO): tricarboxylic acid cycle; isocitrate metabolic process
Cellular component (GO): mitochondrion
Molecular function (GO): isocitrate dehydrogenase (NAD+) activity; magnesium ion binding; NAD binding
Source: RefSeq, a predicted model, not a curated record
GUGACCAGCACAGUUCCUGCGUAGAUUUCUCCUUGCACAAUGGUUGCUGUUCUGAGAGGUGCUGCCUCUCUGGGGCUGAAGAAGCUGCGUGUUGGGAUGAUUCCUGCAGAUGGCGUCGGUCGUGAGGUCCUCCCGGCAGCCCAACGCAUUCUCGAGGCACUUGGGCCGUCUAUUCCGAAGCCCGAGUUCACCCACCUCGACGCUGGAUGGGAAUAUUUUACUCGUCACGGGGUGGCUCUGCCAGAGGAGACAGCUGAUGCUCUGCAAAAUGACUGUGACUGUGCUCUAUUCGGUGCUGUCGGCUCUCCUACCCAUCGCGUCACUGGCUAUUCCUCGCCAAUUGUCGCCCUCCGGAAGAAACUCAGCUUGUACGCCAACGUUCGCCCCGUGCACUCGAUUGAAGGCUUGGACCCCCGACCAGUAGACAUGGUUAUUGUGAGGGAAAAUACUGAGUGUUUAUAUAUUAAACAAGAAACUUCCUCUCAUUCUGAAGAAAAUGGGCGUGAAGCCCGAGCAACCCGGCUCAUCACUGAGCGUGCCUCCAAGCAGAUUGGGCGUAUGGCGUUCCGGAUCGCGCUUUCACGGGCCAAACCUGAUCACCCAGCGAGCCUGACGAUCGUGCACAAGAGCAACGUGCUCCAGCUCACGGAUGGAUUGUUCAGAGAGUGUGUAAGAUCAGUUAUGAAGGAAAACGAGGAGUGGAGUGAUGGAAGCAAGAUCGCUGUUGGAGAGCAAAUUGUGGACAGUAUGGUGUAUCGCAUGUUUAGGGAGCCAGAGGCGUUUGACGUUGUCGUCGCACCCAACUUAUAUGGCGACAUUCUUUCUGACGCUGCCGCAGCCCUCGUGGGCUCCCUCGGCUUGGUGCCCUCAGUAAACGCCGGCGACACCUUUGUUAUGGGCGAACCCGUACACGGCACCGCUCCAGACAUCGCCGGCCUCGGAAUCGUGAAUCCCAUCGCAGCUAUUCGUAGCGCGGGACUGAUGUUGCACCAUCUGGGCUACAUCGAGCCCGCACAAAAAGUAGAAGAUGCGGUUGUCAGCGUGCUGAAGGAAGGGGUGAGAACGCGCGAUUUGGGUGGAAAUGCAAGCACCGAAGAGGUCGUCGCCGCAAUCGAGAAGAGGCUGUAAGCCACAAAAAGAAUUGAUCUAGUUCUGACCCAUCUGUGGCACGAGUGGAGCUCGGAAUUCUCGGUUACGGGUGCCACAUGCUUUCCUGCGUUCUGAGCGGC